AUCGCUAUUGGUCUAUUCACUGUCAUACAAGGCUACUAAUUUUGGAGGUUGUGAGACGCAAACAAAUAUCCAGCCACCUUCGUCUACCUAGUUGUUCAGCUCGCCGGGACGAUACGCCAAUGUGAUUUUAGAAAGUUAAGUCCCAAGUUCACCUAUAAAAAAAUAAUAUAUAAGAACGGGGAAACUCGACUGCUCAUAGACAUGAUCUUGUUACCCGAGCGUGUUAACUCAUUAUCUCGGUAUAUUUAUCAUAUUCAUUCCCUACCUAGUACCUAGGUCCUAGGUACCUACCACUCGUCCAAAUAUCGCCAAAAUGAAGUGCGCCGUUAUUACUCUGGUUUUGGCCACAUUUGCCUCUGCUCAGUCGCUCUCUGAUAUUCCCCAGUGCGCCCUUCCUUGCAUUGAUAGCGCAAGGACCAGCAGUACCAGUUGCUCAAAUAGCGACUACGCCUGCAUUUGUAAAAAUAAAGAUGCUAUAACCGGAGCUGCCACUAGCUGUGUCCUCCAAUCUUGUGGCGCCGAUGUGGCUACGGGCCAAGUCCUACCAGCCGUCACUUCUUUCUGUAUUUCUGUCGAAUCUGGCAGCAGUGGAAGCUUUUCGGUAUCAGCAUCAACAUCCUCAUCUUCGGCUACCACUGUGAUGGACGCAACAUCUACAAGUGCCAGCGCUACGGAGAUCACUACAGAUAACGCCACCUCCGGCGGCGAAGCACCCACUAGCACCUUGGCCAUCUCUGUAACCUCUGCAGCUUCCACCACCGUUAGCGGGAUCAACAGCACUGCCAGUUAUACCAGUAGCCAUUCCACUGCGGUUCCUGUGGCUGGUGCUUCCUCCGUAGCCGGCUCGCUUGUUAUGUUGGUACUUGGCUUCGUUGCUGCCAUGUGAGCUUAUUUUGGAGCAUAUUGAACAAAGUUUUCUUAAAUACGAGUUUUAUGUAAAGUUUUUCAAAUUCAAUACUCCUCCACCAAAAUAAGUCCUGUUCGGGAUAAAACGGAUUCAGAUUGGGUGGCGUUAAAAUACCUAUUUCAUAACAUGACACAAAGUACAUUAAUACCUAUCUAGGACCUAGGUACUGGUACUAAUUAUAGGAAAUAAAAGUGCGAUUUAUGGAC
Molecule: messenger RNA, 1113 nt
Organism: Annulohypoxylon maeteangense
Lineage: Eukaryota; Fungi; Ascomycota; Sordariomycetes; Xylariales; Hypoxylaceae
Exons: 2
Coding region: 314-886 (190 amino acids)
Source: RefSeq, a predicted model, not a curated record